AUCUCGAUACAAACUGAUAGUUUUAAGAAUGAUAUGCUCUUUAACUAUGAUAGUUUGUUAGAGCAAAUUGAGGAUAUGAAUAUUGAUGAUAAUAAACAUAAUAAUAAAUAUCUUGAAGAUGAUGAAUAUAAAAAUGAAUGA
This is a messenger RNA of Racocetra persica, 141 nucleotides long. NCBI's taxonomy places the organism in Eukaryota, Fungi, Glomeromycota, Glomeromycetes, Diversisporales, Gigasporaceae. The record is from the annotation of a GenBank genome assembly.